Molecule: messenger RNA, 222 nt
Organism: Sordaria macrospora k-hell
Lineage: Eukaryota; Fungi; Ascomycota; Sordariomycetes; Sordariales; Sordariaceae
Source: RefSeq, a predicted model, not a curated record
AUGAAUAAUCCUUUACCAAUAGGGAAGCGUGACAUGGAGGAUAACAAUGGAGACAGGGAGGACAGUGAGCGCUUGGAGGGUAUGGAGGGUAGGGAUGACAUUCAGGGCAUGGAGGGCAAUGAGGGCAAUGAGGGCAAUGAGGGCAAUGAGGACAAUGAGGGCACGGAGAGCAGUUAUGACAUGGAGGAUCUACUGUACUGGCACGAAAAGCUCCAAAAAUAG